GCGAACUGCAGAACGGAGCUCGGGAGGGAGAGAGCAAGAGCUGCUGAGCGCAGCCCGGGGGAGGAGAGAAAGAGCUGCAGACCUGCAGAGCGGAGCUAAGGAAGAAGAGAGCAAAGGUUGCCGAGCGCAGUCCGGGAAAAAGAGAGCGCGCUGCAGAGGGGAGCUCGGGAGGGAGAAAGCAAGGCCCAGGAAAGAGAGAGAGCGCUGCAAAGCGGAGCUCGGGAGGGAGAGGGCAAGAGUUGCUGAGCGCAGUCCGGGGAGAGGGAGCAAGAGUUGCGGAGUGAAGUCAGGGAGAGAGCGAGCGAGCGAGCAAUAGCUGCGGAGCGGGCCCGGGAAACAGGCAGAGCAGAGGCCAGGAAAGCUAGCGCGAGUUGUGCAGAGGGCGCUCAACCUGCAAAGCGGAGCCCGGGAGAGGACGAUAGAGAGCGAGCGGCGGAGCGGAGCCUGAGACAGACAGAGAUAGAGAAGAGAGCGCCCUGGCAGGAUGGCUGCUGCUCCUCCGAGUUACUGUUUCGUUGCCUUUCCACCAUGUGCUAAGGAUGGUCUGGUAGUGUUUGGCAAAAAUUCAGCCCGGCCCAGAAAUGAAGUUCAGGAAGUUGUGUAUAUUCCUGCCACUAUUCAUGAAUCUGAGAGCAAAGUUGAAUGCACAUACACUGCAAUUGACCAAGUUCAGAAGACGUACGCCAUUGUGUUAAGCAAACCUGCCUGGCUUUGGGGUGCAGAAAUGGGAGCUAAUGAACAUGGGGUCUGCAUUGCUAAUGAGGCCAUCGUUACCAGAGAGCCAGCUGCUGAGAGGGAGGCCUUGCUGGGGAUGGAUCUUGUCAGGCUUGGUCUAGAAAGAGGGGCAACCGCUAAGGAGGCCUUAGAUGUCAUAGUCUCCUUGUUGGAAGAGCACGGACAAGGUGGAAAUUAUUACGAAGAUGGGAACUUCUGCCAUACUUUCCAAAGUGCCUAUCUGAUUGUGGACCGAGAAGAAGCCUGGGUGUUAGAGACGAUAGGGAAAUACUGGGCGGCAGAAAAAAUGACAGAGGGAAUUAAAUGUGUUUGCAAUCAGCUUUCUAUAACCACAAAAAUUGAUGCAGAGCAUCCUGAGCUUAGAAGUUUUGCAGAAAGUCAAGGCUGGUGGACCGGGGACAAAGAAUUCAAUUUUUCUGAAGUGUUUUCCCAAGAAGAUGACCAUCUAGAUUGCUGUUCGGGUAAAGACAGCUUAGAAAAACAGGAAGGGACCAUCACUGUGCAAACAAUGAUCAAUGUCUUAAGGGACAAAGCCAGUGGGGUCUGCGUAGAUUCUGAGUCUUUCCUCACUACAGCCAGUAUUGUGUCAGUGUUGCCCCAGAAUGGUACCUCUCCAUGUAUUCACUACUUCACUGGGACACCAGAUCCCUCCAGGUCUAUAUUCAAGCCUUUCAUUUUCGUUGACGACGUGAAACUUGUUCCCAAAACCCAGUCACCGUCCUUUGGGGAGGAUGACCCCGUGAGAAAGGAGCCUCGCUUCCUGGAGAGACCCGACCGCAGGCACGAGCUGUAUAAGGCUCAUGAGUGGGCUCGAGCCGUCAUCGAGAGUGAUGAGGACCAGGGACACAAGCUAAUGGCCACCAUGCUGGACCUUGAGAAGCAGGGGCUGGAAGCCAUGGAAGAUAUCCUGACCAGCUCCGAACCCUUGGACCCGGCUGAAGUAGUGGACCUUUUCUAUGACUGUGUUGACACAGAGAUUAAAUUCUUUAAGUGAAGUAAGCAUAUUCUUUUUUCCUCUUAAUCCGAAACUACCAACCUGACCAAAUGACGAGCAAACUACUUUUACUACUGUGUGAGUAAAUGAAAAAAAUUACGAUGCCCUUAAAGUUAGCUUUCAUCCCUUUCCUGGAAGGACUCUGCCAGGUAAUACUUAACCAAAUUAGUUUUUGCAUUUGCCUGUUCUUUGGCUGUAAGUCUGAUUUCAAUUUUAAGAUGUUAUUAUCUUCUUUCAGUGAUGAUGGACAGCGUGUUAGCCUUUCACCAGAGGACUAGAAUCCUUCUCCAUGCUGAAUUUUCAGGAAAAAAGCAGACCUUAAGUCUUCUCUUUCCUUCAGUAGCUGUUUCAAGUUAACAAAAUGGCUUUUCUUUGCCCAGUCAUGUGCUGUUAUGUGCAUAAUUCAAGGAGAGAUUCACCUACUGGUCAGUUCCUCCUCAUCUGCAUGCCUGCUGUAGUGUGGAAUGUUUCAGUCUGUUCUUGGCAACAAAAAUGAUAAAGAAUAAAGGGGAAAACCUCUGAUCCAGUCUAAUGACAAGAUUCUGAACUUAGGGAAUCACCUGAAAGUUUUCCUUCAAGAUGCCCAACUGGAGGUAAGGCUCCUGAAAGGUUCUAAAAGUUCCAAGAGGCCUUAGCUACAGUCGAGAUAAUAUAGAGAGUUCAGACUAAGGGCAGUUUUGACUGUUCACAUAGAGAGGGCCGGGGCAGGUGCAGGACAAUGGAUAGUGGCUCUUGGACAUUCACCUGCAGUUUGGUAUAAACAACAGCUGCUUCUCUGAGAUGAAAGAUACCCCAGGCAUGGAAUGAUUCAGGGUCUGGUUCACAGUGCUCAGACCACUCCAGAAUGGACUAAAUGUCCUGACAGUAUCAUCCUAAAUAUGCAGAAAGAAUGACUCAGGCAGUUCACAGGACCAGAAAGGAAAGAGGAGAAGCUACUGCCCUGUUUAGGUGGUGGUUGGUUUUUUGGGUUUUGGGUUUUUUUUUCCCCCACCAGCUGUGUGUGAAGGUCACAGGUUAUUAAACUCAAAAGGAUCUUUGCAACUCAUACCUCCCUUCUUGGAGGAAGGCAGGCAAACUCAUAUUGUAAUUGAACUCAAUUUUUUCUGGCAAAGUAAUCCACUGUUUUGGAGAAAUGCAGCUUGCUUGUGUUUUAUGGAAAAUAGAGAGAUUCUCAGGGGGAGGUCAAUAGGAUUUGAUUUGGGAAGGGCCAGUCUAUAUACUGCACUCUAAAAUGUCUUCCCCACUUCAUAUUCCACCCUCCUACAGGUGGAUCUGUUGCAUUUUCUCCCCGUCACAUAACUACUAUCACAGAUGCUAUUUUCCAAGUUGUUUUUAUUAGGGUUAGACCAGAGGGGCUAGCUCUGUUUGCUUCAGUACUUAUUAGGAAACAAGCGGAGGUGGGGAGGCCAGGUAAUUUUGGGAGGUUGAAGAGAUGAUGAAUGCAAACCUUUAGAGAGAGCCUCACCUAGGACUAUGCAGAUCUGAUCACCUUUUAGCUUUGUGAGACUCUCCAAAGGGGACUACAACCUUUGGGUGACAAUAGUAUUCAGAUGUCUUAAAGUAUUCAGCUGUCUUUUAAUAAUGCAUCAGGCAUGAUCACUUUUCUUCCGUGGCAUGUUUCUUUUUGAGAUAACUGGCCGUAGAGGCUGCUGUAGCAUAAAUAUGCCAUCUGCUCCUUCACUUGUGGUGUUGAUCAGUUUGGUAAGAUGCUGUAUUCAAAUAUGUUCCUUCAAAAUUAGUAUAGCUUUAGAGCCCUUUAAAUCUCAAAGACAAUAGAAUGAGGCCAAAGGUGUUAUAAAAAUUCUCCUUUGCCUCUUGAGGACAUGAGACCUCUAGCAGUUCUUCUUGCUUCAGUUCUAAAAGCAGGCGGAGUCCCUCCCCCACCACCCCAGCUCUUGACAACAGCAGGUUCCAGCAACCUGCAGAGGGCUCUUUAUCGUUCAGAAUAGCCUGAGGAAAAAAUAAUCAUCCAGAAGUUCCUCAGUUUUAACAAACCUCCUUGGAUGGCUAAAUAGCAGAGGAAAAAAGGCAAAGCAAUUUGGUCUUACUAUCAAUUUAGUAAUGACAAAAAGUAGAAGAAACCAUGCUCUGUCAACUCUUCACUGUGUGGUGUGUGAAGGAGAGAGCAAACUUAACAUGGCUAGUUAUUUUACAAUUUUCUUCCUAUGUUCUGGCAUACCAAGUGACUGGUAAAUCAGAAUGUGACAUAUUCCUAUUCAGCUCUAAUGUCCUUGUUUACUAAUACAAAAGCAUAAAAAGGAGCUUUGAGACUGAACAGUGAACACCAUGCAGACCACAACCCUCAAUUUGGCUCCACCAGCAUGGAAUGGCUCAGCCAGGGUGGGGAGAAUCAGGGAAAGAAGGCACCUGGUGGAUGCUUCUGAAUUCAAGCUCUAUCUCACUUCUUACCUUGUUGUCUGCGGUGGAUAGCGAUGGUUGAGUGGUGGGGAUCAAAUAGUAUUUCACCCUGUUGCAAAAUAUGUCAGGUUUCUUAAAACAUUUCUCAUUGAUUAUAUUUGCAAAUCCAAAGCUAAAAGCAGAGAAGUAAGGGCCACGUAAUUGCCUUAAUGAUUGUUAAUUCCAGUUAGAUUUCAGGACUUCCAGAGUAGUCUGUGUUUGGAAGAAGAGGUCUUUAAGGGGUAAUGCAGUGAAAGAAAAGACACAAACUAUCCCCAACAAUUACUGUGAUAGAAGGCUAUGUUCCCAGACAGGAUCUGCUUUCUUUUAAGAGGAAUUUGCUCUUGUCUAGAUGAGUUGGAAUUCAAAUGAAGUUAUUUUUCAUUCAUGCAGGUUAUCUAGAUCUGGUCCAGCCUUAUUAAAACUAAUCCAAAAGCUGUGGAUUCUUUAACUCAUAGGUAAGAUGCAGUGCCAUUAUGAGGUACUUAAUAAUGAGCUUCUAGUAGAUUACCAUUACUGAUUCUAUAUCCUAUGAAUUAAUAUCCUUUACUAGAAACUAUAUGUUAAAAAAAACCACAACACUGACUUACUAAGUAGGGUGUUUUUUGUUUUGUUUUGUUUUCUAAUUGAUAUGUCAAUUCUGCAAAGGCCCAGAGGUGUGGUAAUGUACAUCUGGCUUCACAGCCAGGGAAGCAAAGGGAGACCACAGUUGUCAGUUUUACAAGCUGUUCCCUGCAGCCGCUGUUGCCCUAAAUGCCAGGCAAUUUUUACCAGCCCUGUUUCCUAGCCCAGGGAGGUUUUGAGGGACAUACCUUUUUCUAACCAACCCAUACCUCAGGAGAAUCUGGUUUAGAAGUUUAUUGGGGGAGCUACUAGGUAUUUGCUUGUAAUCUUCUUGUUAAAGAAUUCAAAUGUAAUUUUGUUGAUGGGGGAAAUGCUGUUUGCCAAGAAAAAAAAGGGAAACAUUCCAUUUUGGGGAGUAGAUCGUGGUGUUCUAACAAUCUUUUGUACAACUUCCCAUUACAAUGAAAAUACUUCCCUUCACAUGCUCUUGCCCAUGGAAUUGUCUCGAGAUCCAUCAUGUAAACAAUAAACAGAUGCUGGAUAACCGAU
This is a messenger RNA of Tachyglossus aculeatus (Australian echidna), 5239 nucleotides long. It is a transcript of the gene SCRN1, whose product is annotated as secernin 1. The transcript has 8 exons. Gene Ontology annotation, biological process: proteolysis. Gene Ontology annotation, molecular function: dipeptidase activity; cysteine-type exopeptidase activity. The coding region runs from base 485 to 1729 and encodes 414 amino acids. The record is from RefSeq and is a predicted model, not a curated record. NCBI's taxonomy places the organism in Eukaryota, Metazoa, Chordata, Mammalia, Monotremata, Tachyglossidae.